This is a messenger RNA of Penicillium samsonianum, 1305 nucleotides long. Its product is annotated as M20 family metallopeptidase. The transcript has a single exon. Gene Ontology annotation, molecular function: hydrolase activity. The coding region runs from base 1 to 1305 and encodes 434 amino acids. NCBI's taxonomy places the organism in Eukaryota, Fungi, Ascomycota, Eurotiomycetes, Eurotiales, Aspergillaceae. The record is from RefSeq and is a predicted model, not a curated record.
AUGAAGACAAAUCACAUGUACUUUUAUGCCGCCGCAUCUCUAGCAAGAGUGGCGCUGGCGUCGGAAUCACAACAACCCUUGAUUGGAAAUGUAGUCCAUGACGUGAAAUCCCCAAGUGUGGACUUGGACAAAAUUAUCGAUGAAUCUCCUCUCUUAUCAUUCCACAGAGACAUUGUGCAAAUUCCAUCAAUCAGUGAACACGAGAAAAGCGUUGGAAACUUCAUCUUGGACUUCAUCCGCUCACACAACCUAACCGUCGAGAAACAAAUUGUUACUCCGGGGAGCGACACCGAGCAAGAAAGAUUCAACAUUUAUGCCUACACUGGGAAAGACAGAUUCCCCGAUAUUCUGCUCACCAGCCACAUCGAUACUGUCCCACCUUUCAUCCCUUACUCGCUUCAUCCACCAGCCUCAGAUAACACAGAGAAUCUGAAAUUCAAUCGAUCAGACCUGAUUAUCGCUGGCCGCGGCACGGUGGAUGCCAAAGCCAGUGUCGCAGCCAUACUAUUUGCUGCACUGGAAACACUGGAUGCCAAUCCCGAUGCCUCAAUCGGGUUAUUGUUUGAUGUUGGCGAAGAGAAAAGUGGCGUUGGAAUGAAACAUUUCUCAAACUCCGAUCUCAACCCAGCACCACCUACCUUCCACGCAGUCAUAUUCGGAGAGCCGACAGAGCUCAAGCUUGUCGCGGGACACAAAGGUACUCUUGGAUUCAAGAUUGUCGCUGAAGGAAAAGCCGCGCAUUCAGGAUACCCGUGGCUCGGGAAAAGCGCGAUAUCCGCGCUUCUUCCUGUUUUAUCUUACCUCGAUACCUUGCAAGAUGUCCCGCCGGAAAAAGGUGGACUUCUCCGAAGUGAGAAGUUUGGUCAAUCGACAUUAAAUAUUGGAGUUGUGCGCGCUGGUUUAGCUGGUAAUGUCGUCCCUGCAUAUGCCGAGGCGACGAUUUCCGUUCGUCUUGCGGCUGGAAGUCCAGAUGAUACGAGAGAGAUUGUGAGGAAGGCGGUCGAAGAUGUGACUGGUGGUGAUGGAAGUGUAUAUCCUGACUUUGGGGACAUCGAGAACGGCGCUCCGCCCCAACAUCUUGAUGUUGACGUCGACGGGUUUGACGUGAUUACUGUAAACUACGGGACUGAUAUUCCUUCCUUGAAGAUCAGCACUCAAGGAGGUCCAAAAGUGAAGCGGUAUCUCUACGGGCCGGGUAGUAUCCAUGUUGCCCAUGGUGAUGAUGAGGCAAUCAACGUGGGAGAACUUGAAGAGGCGGUGCGAGGAUACAAAAGGUUGAUCUCGGCCGCGCUGGGUGCACACUAG